This is a messenger RNA of Oppiella nova, 924 nucleotides long. NCBI's taxonomy places the organism in Eukaryota, Metazoa, Arthropoda, Arachnida, Sarcoptiformes, Oppiidae. The record is from the annotation of a GenBank genome assembly.
AUGAUACUUAAAUACUUCAAAUGUUUAGGUCCACUGUCUACUGUGCAUGGUGAAUCAAAUUGUCCCGAAGGAUGGGAACCGUAUCUGGAAAAAAAAUGUUUCAAAAUUUUGCCUGAUGAACUUAAAAACUACGACUUGGCUCAGGACUUAUGCAACAAACAGGGUUCAGGCGCUACACUACUAACCAUACACUCACAACAGGAACAGGACUUCCUAUCAGACCUAUUAUUCACGAAAUAUAAAAUCGUUGACAGCGUAUGGAUCGGUGCCAGCGUGAGUGACAAGAAGAUGACCUGGGUAGAUGAGUCCACCGAUGACUACACUAAUUGGGAACCAAGUGAGCCAUCCGAUGCUGCAAAUGAUUGCGUGCAAAUGGAGCCAGCUCCUCCUAAUACGGGUAAAUGGGUGGAUGUAGCAUGCAACAAGCAAAAUAAAGUAGUAUGCCAAAAUGGUCAACAAUCUACACACGAUGACAUACAGCGUAGAAUUGACGAAUUGCAGGCUAACCAGACAAAUAUGAAACAAACAAUUUUGGAUUUGACUGAUGAGCUUAUAAACAUAAACAUACUGGGUGGUAUGAUCAAUGAAUUGCGAACCAAUCAGACAAAUAUGCGACAACUACCAAACCAACCCGAGCCCACGGUUUUGUGGCCUAAGAUGUACUGGUGCAAUGUCACCCCAUCGUAUGCAGGCUUAUUUUUCCGAGCCGAAGGUGGGGCGAGCGAGAAGUUUAAUGGUACGCACGAUAAAGCAAUAAAUGAGACGGCACGUACCUACCAUAUUACACCCGGUACAACUACCAAUGAUCUAUAUGCGGGAAGUUGGGGUGGCGGGUUAAAUCUUAAUUUUAUGAAUUUUUUGGUUUCCGCCGCUGAAGUGAGACCUGAUAAUCAAGCCAUCAGAAUAUGGAAACGUAUUCAUUGA